Molecule: messenger RNA, 1545 nt
Organism: Manis pentadactyla (Chinese pangolin)
Lineage: Eukaryota; Metazoa; Chordata; Mammalia; Pholidota; Manidae
Gene: MS4A18
Product: membrane spanning 4-domains A18
Exons: 7
Coding region: 293-1342 (349 amino acids)
Biological process (GO): cell surface receptor signaling pathway
Cellular component (GO): plasma membrane
Source: RefSeq, a predicted model, not a curated record
GACGCUGGAAGGAGUUCCCAUGACUACCACUCCAACCAAGGCCAUCAGCACUCUGAAGGGCCAAUAAACCCAACUUGGAAGCCAUAGAAUGAGCUUAUUGUUUGACUCUAAAUGAAACUGCAAAAAGGACUUUGGAGCUUCAAAGAGAAACCAAUUGUUUUUCCUUCAUCAGGAAUUCCUGGACCAGGUUUCAGAGGCCCACGGGACGUGAAGAAGUAACAUUCAUUCGCAAGGCUCACUAGGACCACAAGCAAUUGUACACAUACCCAAGCCAGAGAUCAGAGCCAACAGCAUGCCCGGUGUUAUUGCCCCAGGUAACGUCCAUGUCGCUCAGCCCUGGAACACUGCGGCUCCUGGAAGCCGUGGGCAGCCUUUGGGUGUGACCACUUACUCAACCUCAGGAGUGACCAUAUGUGAUACAGGAAGAGGGAACUUACAGACCUCACUCAUGAUGAUCCAGAAUCCAGGGGAACUGAGAGAUGUACAGAGUCAGCCCGUUGUGCUCCAGAAUCCGGCGGGAGUGGCCCAUUGGCAGCCCCCACACGGCGUGAUCCAGUACUCCCUUGGAACUGCAGAUCUCCAGACCUUGCCUGGGGACCCUCAGAAUCCCCAACAAUUCAUCCCUGUGCAGAUGCAAACCUCAAACCAGUCUCAAUGGAACAUGUCGUUUGGAUCCUUUUCUACAUUUGAUCCCAAGAAAUUCAUAAAUGAGGAAGUCAGAACAUUAGGGGCCAUCCAGAUCCUCAUCGGCCUGACACAUAUCUUCUCUGCAAUCAAUCCUUUGCUGUAUCACAGCUUGUCCGCCACCGGGAUAUCAGGGUACCCGCUCUGGGGAGGAGUAUCCUUUAUUGCAUCUGGAGCCCUCUUGGUGUGUGCUGAAAAGAACCCCAGCCCUUGUAUGGUGAAUAGCAGCAUCGGCAUGAACAUCGUCAGCUCCAUCCUCGCCCUGAUCGGAGUCUUCAUUCUCAUCGCAGAUCUGAUCUUGCCCCUGAUGAUUUAUGUGAAGGCAAUUUCUGGUGGUCUCCUCCCCUUUGCCCUCCUGGAGUUCUGCCUCACGUGCAUGGCCUCACAUUUUGGAUGCCAGGCUGCCUGCUGGAACCAGUCUGAGAACAUGCUGGCAUUUCCAACCAUAUUCAAUGCCUACCCAGCCAAUGCUACCAUCGGCCCUGGCAACACCACCACCACCGGCCCAGCCAGUACUACCACUGGCCCCGUCAACGCUACCACCAAACUGGCCAACGGUCCCGCAAGCUCCGCCAUCCCUACCCACCCCACCAACACUCCGAUGGUAACGCCCCAGCCACAUUCCUGUGAGGGUGUAGGUGGUAUUGCCCAGAAAUAGAUGACAUGGAAUGACUGUUUCAGUGGCACAGAAGAUUACAGCAGAAUCUUUCCUUUCCCCUCAAAUAUCCCUGAAACUCCAGCACUGUCCCUGAGCCACAGCGCACAACCAUUUUCUCCCUUCUUUAUGCCUAAGCUUCAUCUCUGUUUGUUAAUAAUGUCUUUCUUUUUUUCUUAAUUCAUAAAUAAUUCCCCUUGGGCUCU